Messenger RNA from Danio rerio (zebrafish), 1365 nucleotides. It is a transcript of the gene gabpb2b, whose product is annotated as GA binding protein transcription factor subunit beta 2b. The record is from RefSeq and is marked provisional. NCBI's taxonomy places the organism in Eukaryota, Metazoa, Chordata, Actinopteri, Cypriniformes, Danionidae. Gene Ontology annotation, cellular component: nucleus.
AUCGUUGUUCUCUGGUGACCUGAAGUGUCUCUUUUAUCCUUAUUUAUGUCACUUGUGGAUUUGGGCAAGCGCUUGUUGGAAGCAGCUCGCAAAGGACAGGAUGAUGAAGUGAGGUCACUUAUGGCCAAUGGAGCUCCGUUUACCACAGACUGGCUGGGAACCUCACCGCUACAUUUAGCAGCACAAUAUGGGCACUACUCGACCGCUGAGGUGCUUCUCCGUGCUGGCGUGAGUAGAGAUGCCCGCACUAAAGUUGACCGCACACCACUCCACAUGGCAGCAGCAGAGGGCCACUCAAGCAUUGUUGAGUUACUGGUUAAGAGCGGAGCAGACAUCAAUGCCAAAGACAUGCUGAAAAUGACCGCCUUGCACUGGGCCACAGAACAUGGGCACAGGGGAGUCGUGGAGCUGUUGGUCAAAUACGGUGCAGAUACUCACGCCCUCAGCAAGUUUGAUAAGACUCCGUUUAACAUUUCAGUGGACAGAGGAAACACUGAUCUGAUGCUCUUGCUACAGGAGGGAAUGCAGAAUCAAGUGAACAUGAAUCCAGAGAGGACUAUCCUGAGCAGCACGUCGCCUGCCACCUCCAGCCCUCAGUUCAUCAUCUCCUCCUCUGGGGUGGUCAAUCUUUCUGAUAUUGUUCUCAGCAAUGCUAAGUCCAAUACAGCUGCUUCAGAGAGUGUGAUAGCUGCUGAUUCAGUAGAUUCUGCCAUUCAGCAUCUUGUAGGGGAAGAUGGCCAGAGAGUUAUCACUAUAGUAACCGACCAACAGGGAAACCUGCAGCCUGGCAACUUGGGACAUAAAUUCUUUGUCACCAUGCAGGGGCAGCAAAUGGUUGCAGUGCCAGCAGGUCAGAUUGCAGAAGAAAUCGUAACUGAGGAGCCCAAACCAGUUCCAUCACGAAAGCGGAAAUUUGAAUCAACGAUGAACCACACAGAUGUCAAGCAUAAGGAGCCCGAUGAGAAGGACAGUCGAGAAGUACUGGAACAGCAGCUAAAAGAAGCAAACAGAAAAGCGCAGGAGUACCGACAGCAGUUAAUGCGGAAGGAACAGGAAGCUGAGCAGUACAGGCUGAAACUAGAAGCCAUUGCCAAUGGACAGACCAACGGCACAGAGCCCCAAGAGGAAGUAGUACUCCAAGAAGAGGAAGAAGAGGAGGAGGUAGUUGGUGAAGAGGAAGUUGUCAUGUUGCCAGAAGGCACCAUCAUCAUUAAAGAGGAACCUCUGGAUUCAACAACAGGAGAAACUGUGACAUUAGUGGAGUCGACAGAUAUCACAGCCAUUUCUGAGGACACGCCGUAACGGUGAACCCAAAGACUCAAACACUCAGGAAUUACAAACACUCUUUUAGUCUGUGUGCCUGAA